AUGGCUUUUGGUAGCAGCUUCAAGCAGAUCUACACCGCUCUCACCAUGUCGGAACAAGACAUGCCACCAUCAUCGGCAGUAAUCAUCGCGCUUUUCAACACGAUCUUCAACUCGCUCAACACCUGCCUGUCUGUCUGGACCGCGACAUCUGCGCUGUCCAGCGCCACAACUCUAUCGGAGGUACUGGGGUCUCCGGCAGUCGCGACCGGUCUCGCAUUUUACCUGAUUGGCAUUCUGACAGAGGCGGCCUCGGAAACGCAACGCAUGAUUUUCAAGAAGAACCCCGCCAACAAAGGGAAGCCAUACGCCGGUGGCUUGUUUUCUCUUGCAAGGCAUAUUAACUACGGUGGCUACACCAUCUGGCGUACGGCCUAUGCGCUCACCUGUGGUGGCUGGACCGUUGCCAUUCCGGUGUUUACCUUCUUCUUCUACGAUUUUGCCACUCGAGGUGUCCCAGUCCUCGAUAAGUACCUUUCGGAGAGAUAUGGUGAUUCGUGGAAGACUAUCAAAGCCAACGUCCCUUAUCGUUUAAUCCCCGGCGUUUAUUAG
Messenger RNA from Colletotrichum aenigma, 549 nucleotides. RefSeq names its product putative 7-dehydrocholesterol reductase (gene DHCR7). Bases 1 to 549 code for a protein of 182 amino acids. Gene Ontology annotation, molecular function: oxidoreductase activity, acting on the CH-CH group of donors. Lineage: Eukaryota; Fungi; Ascomycota; Sordariomycetes; Glomerellales; Glomerellaceae. The record is from RefSeq and is a predicted model, not a curated record. Gene Ontology annotation, biological process: lipid metabolic process. Gene Ontology annotation, cellular component: membrane. The transcript is spliced from 2 exons.